Molecule: messenger RNA, 4328 nt
Organism: Chara braunii
Lineage: Eukaryota; Viridiplantae; Streptophyta; Charophyceae; Charales; Characeae
Source: the annotation of a GenBank genome assembly
GCUUUGACAUUCAUUCUGUCUUACGUCGAUGCUGUCUUCACGCGUUGAUGACGACUCUGGCUCGACGCUGCGAAGCUGGCUGAGCACUGGCUCUGUGUGUCUAUGGCGACGCGCUGCUGGUCUGGCAUGGUGGCUGGCUUGCACCUGUCUUCUUGGCAUGCUGAUGUGGCAGCUGCCAUGCGUUGUCGCUGACGUGGCUGCUGCCAUGUGUACUACUGGUUGACGAGGCGAAGCUAUGUGAUUUGUGUUGCUGUUCUAAUUAUCGUCAUUCAGGAGGAGAUCGAGACUGUGGAGAGAUCAGGAAUACUUACCUGGUUGUCUUUAUGUCGACAUUGCUCCAGCAUUGAUGAGGGACUGAUUAGACGUGCCACGUGGCACAUUGAGGUUACUUCAGAUACUCGUUCAGACUAUUGACUAUUGAAGUGGUGAUCGAGAAGGGAGCCCGAAGCAGGAGUGGGCCUUGUAUUUAUUUCCUCUCCUUUGUCUAAUCUCCCUCCUCUUUCCUUCGUCUGUGUAUGAUUAUCUUAUCUCAUUCUGUCUGGACACGAUUUUGACUAUUGGUAAUCAUCAGGUGGUUGACAUUCAUCUGGGCUUGCAUUGUUGACGACUGUCUUCACGAUCUGGGUUCAUUGCAAUUUGGUAUCGGAGCAUACUCCUGAUGAUGAUGCGCACCAGGUAAGUGACACGCGCAUGUAUGAUGUGAUGACUACGCGAUCUGACGUGGACAACGGUGAUGAUCGCUGGUGAGGCUGACGUGGAAUGCUGACGUGGAAAAGACUUGCUGGCGAGAAGACUCGAUCCCGACGAGCUUGCUGACGUGGCAGUCGGGAUCCCGACCUGGAGUGACCGUGGACCAGCCAGGAUCGCAAUAUUAAGGUCGCGAUCCCCUGCUGACAUGGCAUACUUUGUGCCACGUCCAGGGACUUUGGCGCUGCAGAUUGCUAACGUGGCAAUCUCACGCGCGACUUGGUCCCGAUGAGGUGCUGACGUGGCCUUGGACGACGAGGCUGACUGCUGACGUGGCAGGGAAGGUUCAUCACACCAGUCUCCUUGACGGGGUGAUCACCUGCUGACGUGGCAUUGGCUCCAUUGGCUGACGCGACAUUGUCUCGAUUGGCUGGUACGGCGACGGUAUCACAACAAGACACGUGGAAGUGGCACGUGCGAAGGACAGAGGACACAUUUACUGACGUGGCAUCCCCACCGCUGGUUGAUUGGAUAUUGAUAUGCCGACGUGGCAGGAUCUGUUGUGUUGGCACUCCAGGGAUGACACGUGGCAGGCAGGUGUCUGCAAAACAAUUACCGAUCUGGUCAAAGGAAAGAAUCAGGUGAUAGAAGAAGUCAAAGUAGAGAAGGAAGAAAAAACAAAGAAACUAAUGGGAGAUGCCAUCAAGUCUCUUAAGGUAGAGACUGGGAAACCAGAAGGGAAGAAAGUGGAGCCGUCGAGUCCGCCGAAGUCUCCCAGAGGAAGCAAAGUCACCACCACACAACCUGAGAAACCAAAGAAGAAGGAGAAGGUAAAAAUGAAAUUGCCUUUUAAGUUUGAAAAUUUAUUGUUGUGGAUUGCUGAGAUACAAACGUACUGUAGUACGGCCCCUGUUGAACCCGAAUCCCAGGUUGCUUUCUCUACAUCUUGUCUCAGGGGGGAAGCGAAGGAAUGGGUUAUGGCUGAAGCAAACGCAACGGGGUUCGAUGACAUUGGGGAGUGCGUUGGAACAUUGAACCUUAAGCAGUUCCUUGGCAAGAUCAAGGAACGCUUCUUGGACAAAACGACGAUCGAUAAGGCCUUUGACCAGCUCACCACAAUAGGUCAGAAACAUUGGACCUCUGUGGAAUCACUGUUAAGGGAAGUUGAUCGGUUGUUGCAGGUUCCUAGACUAAACCUGCAAGACAACCAAGUCUUGUAUAUCUAUUCCCGCGCUCUGCCCGAGCCCAUUCAUGGACAACUCAUGGCAGAAUCGAAAUCUGGUACAGGUAAGCGGAUACUUUGGCGCCAAAAGCGUCAGGACCACACCCUCAUCGUCUUUGACGACGAUACUGUGGAGAAGUGGCCAUUGGAGGCCGAGGGUGUGGCAAGCAACAUUGAUUCCGGGAAGGGGGAAGUCACUGCUGUCGUGGUCAACAAGGGAGGACCACGACCGCCAGUAAAGAAGAAGAAGCCACGCUCGUUCCCAGAGCAGCCCGGGAUUGCGGUCGGGAGGCCAUGGGAAAAGAUGGGCCUGUCACAGGAAACAUGGCAGGAAAGAAUGGAUAAUGCACAGUGUCUGAAGUGUGGUACCGCAGGGCAUGCGAUUGCAUGGUGCCCACUUAUCCGAAAGAUUCUUAAGGCAAGCGUCCUGUCCAUGCAGGCGUACAUGAAGAGCAAGAUGGACGCCAUGCAGGACACCCUAGACCAGAUUUUGCAGGCCCUACAAAGGCUAGGGAUCCGGACAGCAGCUUUGCCAUUGCUUCCAUUAUCAGCAAUGACAGGCCCCUAUGUCGUUCAGUCUGGACAACAACCAAGUGGUACAUUGGCAGCAACUCUAUCUCAGACUGUUGCUUCUUCAUCUUCUGGUCCAGCGACUGGAGCUACAUCACAGUCGCCACCUGUCCCGCCUGCGGGACAACAAUUACCUUGGUACCCCAAGAUCCCCCUGAAACCACCUCCAACCUUCUCAGGAGACAAGAAGGAUGAGGCUCUCGACACGUGGUUGAGAACGGUGCCAGUGUGGGUGAGGGCAAAGAGGACAUUGGUAGAGGAGGAAGUGAUUACUAUUGCAUCCUACUUAGAGGGUUCAGCAGCUCGCUGGCUAAAUGGAUUGGUAGCUUCAAAGGGUUUCGGCAGGAACAUGGGUGAUUGGGCUCAGACCCACACCCUAGAAAGCUUUAUGGAUUUAGUGGAGGCUCGGUGGCACAACCCUCAGCAGGGGCAAAUUGCCACUGAUGGGCUAUUGAAACUUGACUCUAGGAAGUACAAGUCCGUGAGAGAGCUGACCACAACCGUAGAGCGGUUGAUUGUCAUACCGGGAGUGGAGUACGAUCCACAGGUCUUGUUGACCAUGUUCUUGAGAUGUCUUCCCACAGACAUCAAGAACUUAUUAGCCAGUGAGGCUCGUCUAGAGUAUCACACUUUUGAGACAUUCAGCAAAAAGGCCCUAGAUUUAGAGGUUACGCUGGCCUUAGAGGACCUUCAGGGUGAGUGGUCGGCAAGGGACCCUCGUGAGUCCUGGGUGGCACUAAGUAGAGGUCCUAGAGGGGAGCACUUUGUUGUGGAAGCUGGUGUGGGUGGUCGCAAGUGCGGCGCCUUUGUAGACAUCGGCUCCACGCGAAGCUUCAUAAGUCGCGACUGCGUUGAUAGACUGCACCUAAAGGACCGGGUGAAGUGCCUUAGUAGACCGGUAGCAUCUACUUUGGCCAACAAAGAGCGCAUGAUGGUGGAGGACUAUGUUAAAGAUGUGAUCUGCACGUUCUCCUACCCAGGAGGAGAGAUAAACCAUAAGAUAUCAUUGCUGGUGAGCGACAAUUUGCCCUUUGAUAUGUUGUUGGGCAUGUACUACCUCGAGGCUGCCAGGCCCCAGUUUGAAUGGGACAAGAAGGUUUUGAAGCAUGAGUUGCCUAAUGGGAGGACCGUUAGACUAGCUAGGUAUAAAGCCAGUAGGUUAAUAGACUCCUAUGGGUGCUUAUGCGCAUCAGCCUUCUAUAACUAUUAUAAACAGAACCAAGAGGAAGGAAUGUACUUAGUCUAUGUCUCUGCAAAAGGGGAGGCUGUUAAAAGACCCCCAGAGAUAGAGACAAUCGUCGCUAAGUACCCUGAUCUGCUUGAGGAGCCUACAGAAGUCGUAGACAAGGAGGUUGUCCAUGAGAUCAUCCCAGGUAGCAAGACACCUAAGGGAAGAAUCUAUAGGAUGGCUCUGGUCGAGUUGGACGAGCUUCGGGGACAACUGAAAGAGCUCACAGAAAAGUGUUAUAGAGGCCUCAAUGCCAUCACCGUUAAGAACGCAGAGCCUCUACCACGCAUCGACGACCUAUUGGAUAGGGUGCAGGGGUAUUACCUAGGUGCGCUGAUCUAUGAGUUUGGCUUGUCUGAGGACGUUACUCGAUCUUUGAGGGAAACCUACAAGGAAGAUCCCAUCACGAUGGACAUCAUCAACAAACUGCAAGCCAAAGACAAGGCCACCUCUGACGAGUUUGUGAUGGUGGAUGGGUUACUCUUUCUUGAAAAGGCAGGGUUUAAAAGGCAUCCAUUCUGACCCUGUUCAUUCCCUACUUCUUUCCUAUUCCUCUUACCUUUUUUGCUGAUGAAGAAGAAGGAAGAUAAGAACAUGUGAAAACAAAAGCACAAAUUGAGG